UUCAUUUUGCUUCUCCAUUAGCUCUCUCUCUCUCUCUCUCUCUCUCUCUCUCUCCGUCCCUCUCUAUGGAAAAGAAGCUCGUGCAGUACCCGGUGGUGGACGCAUUCACCGACACAGCCUUCAAGGGGAACCCGGCGGCGGUGUGUAUCUUGGAAGAAGAGAGGGACGAAGAGUGGCUGCAGGCGGUAGCCAGGGAGUUCAACUUCUCGGAGACCGGUUACCUGACCGGUGCCUCGGGCUCAGGACUCCCCAGCUCAAACAACGGGGGAUCGAGCCCGAGGUUUCGGCUCAGGUGGUUCACUCCAGUUCAGGAGGUUGACCUCUUCGGUCAUGCGACGCUAGCUGCUGCGCACACUCUCUUCACAUCUGGGAUGGUAGAUUCUGACACCAUCGAGUUUAUGACAUUAUCCGGAAUUCUGACUGCCAAAAGGGUUCCCGAAACGAAGUCAUCCGAAAUUUUGAAGGUUCAAGAUGGUGAUGUGCCUGGGAUAUGGAUUGAAUUGGAUCUUCCUGUAGUCCCGAUAGCUGAAGAUGAUGCCGAGCAGAUUUCAUGUGUCUCCAAAGUUCUCAAUGGCACUUCCAUUGUUGAAAUCAAGAAGACAGCAAAGGACGACUAUUUCAUUGUUAUCCCAUCGGGGAAAGAAGUUGAAGAAUUUCAGCCCCAGUUUGAUGAGAUAAAGAGAUGUCCUGGGAGGGGUAUUAUCAUCACAGGAUCAGCUCAGCCAGACUCGGGAUUUGAUUUUGUCGAUCGAUUCUUUAACCCAAAACUUGGACAGAAUGAGGAUCCUGUAUGUGGCAGUGCACAUUGUGCUUUGGCACCUUAUUGAGUGAAAAGCUGGGGAAAAAGAUCUCGUUGCCUAUGCUGCAUCGCCCAGAGGUGGAGUAGUGAAGGUGCACUUGGACGAGCAGAACCAGAGAGUGUCAUUGCGCGGGAAAGCUGUAACUGUAAUGAGAGGCUCUCUUCUUGUUUGAAUUUCUAGCACCUCUUCUUGUGAUGCAGCCCGCAUUGAAGACCAGCUCUCUCAACCAAGAAGAUCAGCCCGCAUUCAAGCUCGACGAAACCAAGAAGCUGUAUCGACAUCUUGAGUCCAUCCCAGAAGCUGGAAAGACAUCUUGGGAGCCAUGAAGACGUUAUGCUUUUACUAUUUCUCCUGGUUUCAAUGCCCUAUCUUUAUUUCUCCUAGUUUUAAUGUUCUAUCUUUAUUUCUCCUAGUUUCAAUGCUCUGUCUUUAUU
This is a messenger RNA of Eucalyptus grandis, 1234 nucleotides long. RefSeq lists its product as uncharacterized. Gene Ontology annotation, cellular component: cytoplasm. Lineage: Eukaryota; Viridiplantae; Streptophyta; Magnoliopsida; Myrtales; Myrtaceae. The transcript has 6 exons. Gene Ontology annotation, biological process: biosynthetic process. The record is from RefSeq and is a predicted model, not a curated record. Gene Ontology annotation, molecular function: isomerase activity. Bases 66 to 827 code for a protein of 253 amino acids.